Molecule: messenger RNA, 2512 nt
Organism: Melitaea cinxia (Glanville fritillary)
Lineage: Eukaryota; Metazoa; Arthropoda; Insecta; Lepidoptera; Nymphalidae
Gene: Rab35
Product: ras-related protein Rab-35
Exons: 4
Coding region: 169-771 (200 amino acids)
Biological process (GO): endocytic recycling
Cellular component (GO): plasma membrane; endosome membrane
Molecular function (GO): GTPase activity; GTP binding
Source: RefSeq, a predicted model, not a curated record
GAACGACAAGACAAGACAAUAAUGGCGGACGUUUUAUAAAGUGACGCAAGCUAACGUUCUACGGCAUGCGUUUAUUUAAUUUUUCGCCACUUAAAGUUGUUGAUAAAUUACUAUUGCUGUCAAUAAACACAUGACCAAUUAGGGGAGUACGCAUUAUUAUAAUAAGCAAUGGCUCGCGAGUUUGAUCACCUCUUUAAACUGCUGAUUAUCGGUGACAGUGGUGUGGGUAAGAGCUGUCUCCUAUUGCGGUUUGCCGAUAACACGUUCUCCGGUAGUUACAUUACGACUAUAGGUGUUGAUUUCAAAAUAAGAACUUUAGAGAUAAACGGUGAACGAGUUAAACUGCAAAUAUGGGAUACAGCGGGUCAAGAGAGGUUUCGAACAAUAACAAGCACCUAUUACAGAGGUACUCACGGUGUCAUCGUCGUGUACGAUGUCACUAACGGGGAGUCCUUUGCCAAUGUCAAGAGGUGGCUGCAUGAGAUUGAACAGAACUGCGAUGUCGUCAACAAGGUUUUAGUUGGCAACAAGAAUGACUGCCCUUCUCGAAAAGUAGUGGUCACGGAGGAUGCACAGAGAUUUGCCAAUCAAAUGAAUAUACCUUUGUUUGAGACUAGUGCAAAGGAGAACAUCAAUGUUGAAGAAAUGUUUCUUACUAUCACAAAAAUGGUUUUACGAUCUAAAUUGGAAAUGAAAGAGAGACAGAAUGUAACGGCAAAUGACACAGUACAUCUAAAGAGGAGCCACAAAACAAAGAAGAAAUGUUGCUAGUGACUACACACUAUGGCGCUAAGCCAGGGGUGUCGCUUAUACAAUGCUCAAACAUUGAGAGAUAGUUGCACAACCCUAGCAGGACUAUGGGACCUCGGCCAUAUAAAGUUUACCAUUGAAAUAGAACCUUCCUCCGUUGGUGUAAACUACAGUAUUUUGACAUCAACAUCAUAUACAGUUAGUUUUAUGGAACUAUUUUAGUGGAUUUUUGUACCUUGAUGUGUAAGUCAAUCUCUAUUGAAUAUUAUCAUGGCAGUGUUACUAUUUUGAAGGUUAUCACUGUUGUUAGUAAUUGUUUAUCAUACCCCAUUUUGUUUACACCACAGUCUGAGCUGGGUUGAACGAUCUCAUUUUAAUGAGCAUUAUGAAUAAUUUACUCCAAAAAUUACAUUAGGAUAUUAUGAAUGCUUAGUUAAUGUGUAUAAUUGUACUCUCAUAAUCAAAAUUUAUGUGACUGAGUGCUAAUGUGUGAUAUGUGAAGUCAAUAGAUAUGGAUGUGUAACAAUAAUUUAAAGAAUAUUAUUUUACCGGUGAAUUUGUCUUGCAUCAGGUCAUCACAUUGACAGUCCUAGUAUUAAAAGUUCUAUGUAUUUAAAUUAAAGUAUUAUGUUUUAUUAUUUAUCCUAUGAAUUUCUAACACAACUGCCUUAUGUGUAACCUCUCAUUUAAAUGUUUCUAAUUUAACUAUUGUUAGAUCCAGUGAGUAAUUUAUGAAGUGAGAUCAUAUUUAUAUUUUUUUAAAUUAAAAUUGGCAAAGUAUACUCUUAAUAUUUAUCAAAAUACUUUCAUUGAUACUUCAGCUUUCUUUAUUAUAACAAAAAAUGUUAGCAACAUUUUACAACCACUGUUGUAAUUGGAAUGAUUUCAAUGUUUUUUAAGUUUCUUCUUAAAGUAUCUCUUUUGCACAUAUUAAUUAAAAAAAUAGAUUAAAUUUAUAAUAAUUAAAAAAAAAGCUCAAACUUAUACAGUUCAUGAUUUUUUUUUUACAUAUAUAUAAAUGAAACUUAAUGUCAAACAACAGAAAUGGCCUAAUUACUUUAUUUAACUUAUAAAUACAAAUAUGUUCAAAUUUAUUUCAUUUCAUUACAAUUAUAAUAAGACAUUAAUAUUAUCAAGCAAGACUUUUCAAGCAAAGCUUUUAAGAUUUUUUUUUUUUAUUAUUAUAUCGUUUCUAUCAAGUUUUACAGCAACAAAUAAUGAAAUUUUACACUGCUAUGUUAACACUCAAUUAAGGUUUUUUACUGGACCAUAGUGCAAAACAAAUUUUUGGGAUCAUAAAUAAUGUAUGCAUCAGGAAUACAGCGAGUAGUAUUAAAAAAGUUAAAACAUUAUUUUGUAGUAUAAAAUUAACCAAUACCAAACAUUGUGUAAAUAUCAGUAAAACUAUUUUAGAUUUCUUAUAGAUUUAUUUAGAUUUGAAAUCUACUUGAAAUGCUUAACUUAUCACCGAGAAUGUAUGAAAUAGUAAAUUUAGUUUUAUUAAUCAUUCUGUACGAUUUUGUACUAUGUUAUUAGGCUGGCAAAAGACAACUUAUUUAAUACUCUAUUGACUAAAUACGAAAUGUAAGUUUCAAUUUGUCUUUUAUAAUAGAAAAGAGCUUUGAAGUAUAUUGUAAGCUGCCAGUCUAAUAGUACACAGCAUUUUGCUUUAUUUGAAUUGGUACUUGUAUUAUUUUUAAGUUAUGUAUAUGUUCAUACCAGCAUUUUAAAGUGUAAAUAGAUAUAUUUUGCCCAUAAUUAA